GAGAUUAAAGCUGCUUCCCGAAGCUCGCCCCAGCCCAUGUCACCCUCUGAUUUCCUGGACAAGCUUAUGGGACGAACGUCAGGGUAUGAUGCCCGGAUUCGACCCAACUUCAAAGGUCCGCCUGUCAACGUGACGUGCAACAUCUUCAUCAACAGCUUCGGCUCUGUCACCGAGACCACCAUGGACUACCGAGUGAACGUCUUCCUGCGGCAGCAGUGGAACGACCCCCGCCUGGCUUACCGCGAGUACCCCGAUGACUCCCUCGACCUUGACCCCUCCAUGCUCGACUCCAUCUGGAAGCCAGACUUGUUCUUCGCCAAUGAGAAAGGGGCCAAUUUCCACGAGGUCACCACCGACAACAAGCUGCUGCGCAUCUUCAAGAAUGGCAACGUGCUCUACAGCAUUAGGCUGACGCUGAUCCUGUCCUGCCCCAUGGACCUUAAAAACUUCCCUAUGGACAUCCAGACGUGCACCAUGCAGCUGGAGAGCU
Molecule: messenger RNA, 490 nt
Organism: Eurypyga helias (sunbittern)
Lineage: Eukaryota; Metazoa; Chordata; Aves; Eurypygiformes; Eurypygidae
Product: glycine receptor subunit alpha-4
Exons: 4
Biological process (GO): chemical synaptic transmission; regulation of membrane potential; signal transduction
Cellular component (GO): neuron projection; membrane; synapse
Molecular function (GO): neurotransmitter receptor activity; chloride channel activity; transmembrane signaling receptor activity
Source: RefSeq, a predicted model, not a curated record